UGCUUGCAGUUAGUGGCUAACCCUGUUUAUAUAUACUAAAUGCCAAUGUGAGCUGACCUCAGCUCUCACCCUGUACAAAACAGUGUAAACCACCAUGGGCAUGGGCUGUGGUUUACUUUGGUCUGUGUUUUCUCCAGGGGGAAGUGGGCAUAGCAGUCUGAUGUACACUCUGAUGUCUACUUGUUUGUGGAGGUUAACUCGACACAAUUUGACUGCUUUCACAGUAUGAUUGUCGGUUAUGAUUUAUGGACGUUUAGAAAUAUUUUAGUAGAUUUGAAGGUCCGGUAACCACUAAGAUAACUGCCUGACUGCAUAUUCUACCUUCACGAAACUGCUAGCAUUUGUACUCAUGUGUACGUGUGAUUACUGUACCAAUUGUUUUAAAAGAGAAGCAGCUUUGGGUGAACAAUAUAUCACUCAUGCGGUGAAGCUUUCCUGCUGUCGGCAAACUUAAUUGAAAAAAAAAAAAAAUUAAGUAUUACAAAGGGUGUGGUUUUAUGAUGUCAUACAGGAAAGCCCAAUGGCUGUUUCAGAUCCUGUGAAUGUGCUAUGUCAUAACAUUUGGCCUGUCUGUGAAAGCAAAGGAAACACUUUUUCUAUCUUGUUCUUUCUCUCGUUCUGCUUCCCACUGUGUCAUAAACACAAACACACACACACACACACACACACACACACACACACACUCAUACAUCGACACAAGCUGAGGAAGUUGUAUAGGAAGCCUUUCUCUGUGCCGUUGAUUUGUGUUGCUAUGAACUCGUUACCGCAAACUUGUCUCCCUCUCUCUCUCUCUCCAUUCUCAGCAUUGAAUAUCCCCCCCAACUCUUCUACAUUUAAGUCUAUGCAGCUUAUUUCUGCACUACUUCAUAAGGCUGAACUUCCUCCUCCUCUUCACAGACGGAGGUUGGUGCUCACCAACAGUUAUCUUGCUUUAGCGCUUUCUGACUCAAAACAGGAAUCUAACGUUGGCCCUCUGUCUGCUCUCCUCAACCCGCUUUUUGAAACCGUGGUUAAAAAAAAAACGUUUCAACCAAAAGGGAAAAUAAGUCUGCACCAAGUCGCGUGUGGUGUUUUUCAGCAUUUGUGGUUUAAUUCUGUCUCAGAUAUAGUCAGCUUUUUAAGCAAUAUUUCCGUUCAAAUUAACACCAUUGACUGAAUCGAGGUUCUGCAGGGUGACACACCAAAGUGUGUUAAUGUUUUCCAGUAAUUAGUCUGUUGUGACUCAAUAUUUAUGGGGUGACACUUUGCUGACACCUGUCUUUGACCCAUAUUAUCUUGAGUUUGUUAAAUGUGAGAGAUAAGAGAAAAUAGCAGCAUUUUAAACAGGUGUAAAACCGAAACACACUUGUGUUUCACGCUUCUGUAUUAUUACUUUUAGUCCUGUACAUUCCAGCUUGAGACUACCCAACAGAGGUGCACAAAAUAGUUUUCCAACUUUUCUCUCUCUUUCUCCUUUCCUUUUUUUUUUUUUUUUUUAACCCUCCCUCAGUCUCCCCAAACAACCCCUUCGAGUUUCUUUGCCCCGGUCCCUUUAUACCAAAAUCCACUCUAACACAACUAAAAAUUCAUUUUGUCUGACCUAAAUCAGAGGGUGUCUGCGCCAUGGGCUUAUUACACAGUGCGCUUAAACUUGUGUUGUGGAGGAGGAUGGGGUAUUAUUAUCUUCCAGCUACCCACCCUGCUAUAAAAACUAGUGGUGCGACAUCUCCACAGCGCAGUGCUGCUGCCCUCCCUCCCUUCCUCUCACUCUCUCGCUCGUCCUACAUGAGCCACACACAACAGUGAGCCUGACUCUUAACUCCACACCAGCCACUCUGCUACACAGACAGACCCAAGAAUCACACUCUGCUCUCCUCUGUUGCGCUGCUUUUGCUUCUCUCCAUUGGAUAUUCCUCCCUGGGUGUUUCUUCUUUUUUUUUUUUUUUUUUUUUCCAUUUUUGUGAAUGGGCAUCCGUGGCCGGUGUGGGGAGCUUGUGAAUGGACUGACUGCCUGGCUGACUGACUGACAGACUGGCAAAGAGAGAGGCAGCUGUGUUUCAAUUAAAAAGGGCAAUGCUGAGAGGUCAAGCGAGGAGCAACAGAGCCUCUUAGUAGUCUGGAAAUACAAAGACACGUGAGGGGAAUCGAGAAACUGAAGAUAAUCAGCAGAGACAGAGAGAGGAGAAUGGUUCAUCACAGAGAAGAGGACCUGAUUGGGAUCCCCUUCCCGAAUCACAGCAGUGAUGUCCUCUGCAGCCUCAAUGAGCAGCGCCGUGAUGGGCUGCUCUGCGAUGUCAUCCUCAUUGUUCGCGACCAGGAGUACCGCACCCAUCGCUCCGUUUUGGCCGCCUGCAGCCAGUACUUCAAAAAGCUCUUCACAGUGGCCACCACUGACGGCGGGGACCACCAUCAAACAGCGGCAGUGUACGAAAUCGACUUUGUGGCUCCGGAGUCUCUCACAGCCAUCCUAGAGUUUGCCUACACUUCUACUCUGACCGUGACGGCGUCCAAUGUUAAAGAGAUCCUGAACGCAGCUCAGAUGCUGGAGAUCCCCUGUAUCAUCAACGUUUGCCUGGAAAUCAUGGACAGCGGGGGUGGAGGCGGUGGAGGAGGACGAGUGGAGGAGGGAGAAGAGGACGAAGAAGAAGAGGAGGAUGCAGAGGAAGAUGAGGAUGAGGAAGAAGAGGAGGAGGAUGAAGAGGAGGACAUGGGGUCCAGGAAGGAUGAGCAGGAGGAGGAGGACAAUGUCAGCGAGAGGUCGCUGCAGUCGUCGGAAAGUAGGGGGGAGCAGACACCACCUGGAGCGGAGGACUCGCCGCCUCCGAGCACCUCCACAUACCACCAGCAGUUUGACCUGUCCUCCCAGUCACAGUCUCCAGACACCAUGAGAGGAAAACAGGAGAGUAUGGAGAGUCGGGCUUUAAAGGAUUUCUCCAUUGAGUCUCUCCUCCAGGAGGGAUUGUACCCCCGUAUGUCGACACUGGACAGGAGGGCCAACUUCUCCCCUCUCCUCCCAGGCUUCUACCCGUCCAUGUGGGCCGCAGAGUUCCCAGCGUUCCCUAAGCAGUUCCUGGACCCCAACCACCACCAGCAUCCCCAUGCAACAGCCUCACCACAAACUAGGCUCCCUCACGCCUUCCCCACCACCGCACCACUUGAGGCCUCCAGGCCCCUCGAUCUAGCUGUGAAAAGAGAGAUCAUAAAGGAGGAGAUGAAAGAGGAAGUUCCGCUUAGUCUGCUCCACGGCAACUUCCUGAAGGAGUUCGUCAGCUCAGGCCUGGGCGGCACCAUGAGCGCUGGGUCAGCGCCUUCAGAGAGCCACGCUCUAGGUCCGAUAAAGGAUGAAGCCGACUUCCGGUCAUACCUGAGCUUCCUGAGCUCUGCGUCCCACCUGGGGGCACUGUUCCCUCCCUGGCAGCUGGAAGAGGAGCGGAAGAUGAAGCCCAAGGCGUCACAGCAGUGUCCAAUCUGCAACAAGGUUAUCCAAGGAGCUGGGAAACUUCCACGACACAUGAGGACCCAUACGGGAGAGAAACCGUACAUGUGCACUAUCUGUGAAGUACGAUUCACCAGACAAGACAAACUCAAGAUCCACAUGAGGAAGCACACAGGUGAGCGUCCCUACAUCUGCCUCCACUGCAACUCCAAGUUUGUCCACAACUACGACCUGAAGAACCACCUGCGUAUCCACACGGGCGUCCGUCCAUACCAGUGCGAGCACUGCUACAAAAGUUUCACACGGUCCGACCACCUACAUCGACACAUCAAGAGGCAGAGCUGCCGCAUCUCCCGCCCCCGGCGAGGACGAAAACCAGCUGCUUGGCGAUCCACACCCACCAGCAAUUUCCUGUGCCCCCCCAGUGCCACCACCAACCGGUUUGAAGAGAACGGGUUAAGCCCCGCAUACCAGGGAGUCAAGAAUCACGGACUUGGGGAGAUGCUCGGCCUCGGCAACAGGGGUCUGGGAUUUAAGAGUGGGGACGGAGCGGUGAGAGAGAACAGGGAGGAACGGCGAGCAGAGGGGAAGCACGUCGCAGAGGAGGAGAAUACAGGAGCAGGGAGGCAGAGGGGAGUGUUUGCCUUCGCCCUGGCUGGAGAAGAAGUGCUUACCCACUCUCCAUUUUAUGCUUCAACCUCUGACCCCUGGACCAUGAGACUGGAGCGUGCUCCACCCAUCCCUGAGCCGGCCAAAUGAACUGUGGUCUAUAGAAGAAAAAACAAAAAAGACAAGAAAGAAAGUCUCUUUAAUCUCUCUGUCUGUUCUGCUCCAGGAAGCUAAAGCACCUUUUUAAAAAGUGAAAGAGUGAGAUCAACGAACCUUUUGAAGCCUGCUGAUGUGACUGUAGUGAAACAGACUUUUAUUUUAUUUCAUUUCAUUUUUGAGAAACACAGUCUAACUAAAAUAAUUUCACAGAUGUCAUGUUGAAUAAUUGUUUCAGCCCUGUGAAUGUUUACAAAUAUUUUGAUAGCAUUUAAAAAAAGCCAAACUGUUUGACACUGCUAAUGAGGAAAGCAUAUCGGAACGCUGUUAUAUAUAUUAUUUGCAUUUAUCUACAAGGCUGUCUGAAAUGCUAUUAAUUCAACUUCAACUACAUAAUUCUACAAUGUCAUCUAAAGUUAGAUGAGAUGAGGCUUUUAUUUUGAAAAGAGUUCAUAUGCAAGAAAAGUAAAGUAAAUCUUAAAAACCCAGAGCAGGACCUAUUGUAAUUGACUGUGAUGAAUGUAAAACAAGUGAUUACAUGUAAAAAAUCCAAUUUAUUGUAGUAAAAGGUUAUUAUAGCAUUUCAGUCUCAUAUUGAAAGGGAAGCGGAGUAAAUGAAUAAAAUACAAUUUAAAUAAAUGAGCCUUCAUCCAAAUAAUCUACAGUGAUUUUUAUUUUGAAUAGUUUAGUUAAAGUGUUCAAAAAAAGACCAGUGCUUUCGAAAAACAAACAUUAAAAAUGGUUUAUUACAGGAGGACGUAGGCUGGCACAUGUCCUGUAAGUACGUUUAAUUAUUUGAUUAUUUAAUAAUAUUCAAAACAAAAACAAAGGGAACCCACUUGAAGUGUAAUAAAUCAGGAUGUUUGGUAAUGUGUUAUUAUCCUUCCACUGCCUUGUUCUGAUUUAAGCUCCUCGUCUGCACUAUUGUACAUAGACACAAACUUUUUGGCCAUGGUGGUGUUAAUUACGGUUUGCGUUGCUGAUGAUGUAAAAAAAAAUUAAAAAUAUAUAUAUAUAAAUAUAUAUAUAUAUAUAUUGCUCUUAAAAGACUUUGAGGCAUCCAUCCAAAGACGUGUACUUUGAUAUUUCACAGACUUGAAUAAGACUUUGUUUUAAUGUUUAUGAAUAUGUGUCAUCAGAGGAUGUAUAUUUCUGACUAAUCAACUGCCGCUUUAGCUAUACAGUAUGCUUGUGUUUUUUCUGCUGCAACAAAUCAAGAGGGUUUCAGCCCUGUUUUUCAUAUAAUGUUCAUCUCUGAUUUGUGUAUAAAGAAGUUCAAAAAUGAUUUGAAUUGAAAUGGGAAAGUAUUUUCUUGCUAUUUAUGCGUAUUUAAAUGAAUGAGCCUUGGCUAUAUUUUGCAAAUCUGUUUUAUAAAGACACUAAAUGUU
Larimichthys crocea (large yellow croaker) is the source of this 5568-nucleotide messenger RNA. RefSeq names its product zinc finger and BTB domain containing 7C (gene zbtb7c). The record is from RefSeq and is a predicted model, not a curated record. Gene Ontology annotation, biological process: regulation of transcription by RNA polymerase II. The transcript has 4 exons. NCBI's taxonomy places the organism in Eukaryota, Metazoa, Chordata, Actinopteri, Sciaenidae. Gene Ontology annotation, molecular function: protein binding; DNA-binding transcription factor activity, RNA polymerase II-specific; RNA polymerase II cis-regulatory region sequence-specific DNA binding. Bases 2165 to 4174 code for a protein of 669 amino acids.